AUGUCACCAAAAGUGCAGAGAUCAGUUUCUUUACGGCUCGCUACGUUCAUCCGCCACCGAUAUGAUCUUGAUAAUGUUAACGUGAAUGGACUCUGCGCAAAAUGUCACGCAUUGGAGAACAAACAAAUGCAAUUAGACGCAGCUAUAGAUGUGGACGAAAAUAUCAAUUCAAAUGAUCAUAUGUCCGAUUAUGAUGAACAAGAACAAAAUUCAGACGAAGCGGAAGAUGCUAAUGAUGAUGAUGACGACGAAACGAUCAAAUGUGUUUCGAAUGCUGAAUUUGAGCCCAGUUCACAUCCUCACUUGUAA
Molecule: messenger RNA, 309 nt
Organism: Didymodactylos carnosus
Lineage: Eukaryota; Metazoa; Rotifera; Eurotatoria; Philodinida; Philodinidae
Source: the annotation of a GenBank genome assembly